Ficedula albicollis (Collared flycatcher) is the source of this 2282-nucleotide messenger RNA. RefSeq names its product membrane associated ring-CH-type finger 2 (gene MARCHF2). The transcript has 4 exons. The record is from RefSeq and is a predicted model, not a curated record. Gene Ontology annotation, biological process: protein ubiquitination. The coding region runs from base 1436 to 2056 and encodes 206 amino acids. Lineage: Eukaryota; Metazoa; Chordata; Aves; Passeriformes; Muscicapidae. Gene Ontology annotation, molecular function: ubiquitin-protein transferase activity; zinc ion binding.
GGCUCGGGGCUGCGGGGGACAGCAAGGCUUGUUCGGUGAGGGAGUUUGCCAGGGCACUGGCACUGGGCGUGAAUGCUCGUGAGCCGGGCGCGCCCCGCGCGGGGUCCCGCUGGCGCUGGGGCCGGGCCUGCGGGGCGCUGCGCUGUUCCGGAGGUGUUGGAAGGGCUGGCAGGGGAGCACGGCCCCGUUCCACAACGUCCGUGCAGUCAAGGCGUGGUGUUGAUCUUCAGCCGCAGGGAGGGGCGUGUGUUUGUGUUGCUGGAGCUACGACAUCCAGCUCUUGCUAGAGGGGACGCAUGGCAGCUUCACUGGCUCAAAUUCCUCCUGAUGUGACUUCUUGUCAUUUAUUUUGAGCGUGCUCCAGAGUAGAGGACAUUUGGCGGCGUUGUUCAGUCCAGCUACUGAGAGCGGUCGCGUUUUGUGUUCAGAAAUCCUGUCUGAACAGCUGUUAUUUUUUUCAAUGAGCUUAGUCAAACAUUUAUGCAAUGUGGAAGCAGUGGUUGCAGACCUGGAGGAGGGAUACAGGGAAGCUGGAAGAGUGUAGAGGCGAACAUAAUUGCUGCAUCCCGCAAACCUGCAGCAGGUCAAGAAGAAUCCGAAAGUAACUGAGCUUGUUCUUUGGCAGUAGAUAGUCUAGGUCAGAAGUUGUUUAACCCUUUAGAACUUGUGGGGUUGUAAUAAUUGCAGGGAAAACUGCCUGGAAACAGGUUAAAAAACCCCAACAAGAUUCCUUAUGUUUCUAUGUGGACACCAGUUUGUUUCUUUUGGUGGUGGAUUUCAGUGCCUUCCUUGUCACCAGCACUUAGUACAGCAAAGCCAGGAUCAGCAUUACUGCAUUGGAAUGUUGAAUUACUGAUACGCUGUCUUCAGCCUGCUGGGAAACUGUGUCUGGAUGUGUAUCAUGUGGGAGUGUGAGCAUGCCCCCACCCUGGGGGAGAAAGGAAGGAAGGUAAAUGAAGUCUGAUAAGAAUUUUUUUUCAUGCACUGUCAGCAUUUUUAUUUCAUUUUGGAUUGUUUCUUGGUAGCCAAGGUUAUUGUAAUGCUCUGGAAAUAUGAAACUUCUCAAACAGGAAGAGAACGGGUGAAAUAUAUUACAGAUGCUUUUCUUAGGAAAUGACAGAUGCAUGAGAGUGCUGGAGGCUGUAGGGGAUUGUGUCGCUAGGGCUCUGUAUGCAGGCUGUUCUGGUAUAGCAUUUUAUGGCAAUAAAUGCUACAGAAUCAUCAAAUAAUUCAGAUUGGAAGGGAAUUCCGUAGGAUGUGUGAUCCAGCCUCCUUUUAGAGCAAGCCUGCUCAGAAUCUUGUCUGAUGUAGUUUCCAGGAUCUCUGAGGAUGAAGUUUCCACCACCUCCCCAGAUUCCUGUUGCACGUUUUGCAGGGCUUGCCUUGGCUGAAGAAGUCCCCUCAAUAAAAGACAUGUAAAAAAGGAGGAGAGAACAUGGGUCAGCAGUUCACCAGUGAUGUUUGGCAGAGAGAAGGGAUGUUAUACAUUAGUGAUGGUCCCAUCUGUCGAAUCUGUCAUGAAGGUGGAAAUGGGGAGGGACUUCUUUCCCCAUGUGACUGCACAGGAACACUGGGCACCGUGCACAAGAGCUGCCUGGAAAAAUGGUUAUCCUCCUCCAACACAAGUUACUGUGAGCUCUGCCACACAGAAUUUGUUGUAGAAAGAAGACCAAGACCUUUGACAGAGUGGCUGAAGGACCCGGGGCCCCGCAAUGAGAAGAGGACGCUGUUCUGUGACAUGGUGUGCUUCCUGUUCAUCACCCCGCUGGCCGCCGUCUCGGGCUGGCUGUGCCUGCGCGGGGCCCAGGACCACCUGCAGUUCAACAGCCGCCUGGAGGCCGUCGGGCUCAUAGCACUCACCAUUGCACUUUUCACCAUCUACGUCCUGUGGACACUGGUCUCGUUCCGCUACCACUGCCAGCUGUACUCGGAGUGGCGAAGGACCAACCAGAAAGUGCGCCUGAUGCUGCCGGCCCCGCGGAGCCCCCGCCCCGCGCCCCACCCGCUCCUCGCCGCCAAGCUCGGGAAGAAGAGCGCGGACGAGACCACCGUGUGAGCCGUGCCCAGGUGGGGCCAGGCGUCCCAGAGAGCCGGGGAACGGGGCUGCUGCGAGGGCGCUGGGAACCAGUCAUCCCACCCGAAGGGACUCUGCGCUCAGCACCUUGGCAAAGAGACACGUAAUCCACAUCUGGGUGUGAAAUGGCCCGAAAGAGCCUGAUGGCAGAAAAUGCCUGUCUGCAGGGACACUUUCCUAUAAUGAAAUACCAUACGUGGAAAACAUC